UUGGGGUGCCCACCAGACGUAACAUACCCCCAGCUUGUCUUGCAUCUCAGAAUGCCCAUCCCUCUGACCAAGGAAAGCGACGUCGAUGUGCUCGUCAUUGGCGCUGGGCCUGCUGGUCUGAUGUGUGCUCACGCUCUGGCUAAGGCCGGGGUGGACGUCAGGAUUGUAGACCAAAGGCCGAAGAAAGUGGCAGCAGGACAGGCGGAUGGCAUUCAGCCCCGAACGAUCGAAGUAUUCCAGAGUUAUGGUCUCGCCGAUCGUCUCUUACGUGAGGGGAAUCAAAUGCAUACGGCUGCAUUCUAUAAUCCAAGCAUAGACGGCGGAAUCGAGUGCACUGGACGAGCGCCAGACAUCAAUGCUCCCAACGCUCGGUAUCUAUUCGAGGUUACCCUGCAUCAGGGGGCGAUUGAAGCAAUAUUCUUAGACUCAAUGACCUCUUUGGGCAUUGAGGUUGAGAGACCUGUCAUGCCUACUUCCAUCGAGCUCUCUCAGGAUGAUGCGAUCCUGAAAGAUCCUAGUAUGCACGCGGUGAAGGUCGUGCUCAAGCAUCUAGACGUUCCUGAAGGCAAGCCUAACACCGAAAUCGUUCAUGCAAAGUUUGUUGUCGGUGGGGAUGGCGCACACUCAUGGGUCCGCAAAAGCUUCGAUAUUGCGAUGGAGGGAGAGCAAACUGGUGCGUUAGCCAGGCACUUAACGAAUCCAACGCAUUCAAGGCAAAACGUGACAGACUAUAUCUGGGGCGUGGUGGACAUGAUUCCCGAGACCGACUUCCCUGACAUUCGCAACCGAUGUGCGAUUCAUUCCAAUAAUGGCUCCUGCAUGGUCAUUCCCCGCGAGGGGGACACCGUGCGUCUGUACAUCCAGCUGGCAGACACGGACGCUGUAGAUGUCCAGACAGGGCGAGUGGACAAGAAUAAGAUGGGACCACAGAGGCUGCUUGAAGUCGCCAGGAAGUCCUUUCAUCCAUAUUCAAUAUCGACACUGCAUGACGUCCAAUGGUGGACGAUUUAUAUCAUCGGGCAACGUGUCGCCUCUCGCUUCUCGGUACGCGAGAGGGUAUUCAUCGCCGGUGAUGCAUGCCAUACGCACUCUCCGAAGGCUGGCCAGGGCAUGAAUGCCAGCAUGAACGAUACCCACAAUUUAGCCUGGAAACUCGCACAUGUCCUUCGCGGCUGGUCUAACAUAUCUCUCCUCCAAACUUACGAGUUCGAGCGUCGGAAGUAUGCCCAAGACUUGAUCGACUUUGAUAGAAAGUUCGCCGCUCUCUUUUCCGGCAAGCCCAGGACGGAGUCACAUCAAGAUGGCGUGACGCAUGAGGAAUUCUUAGAAGCCUUCCAGACAUUCGGCCUGUUCAUGAGUGGAAUCGGCGUCCACUAUCUCCCGUCAGCGGUGGUGCACACUCAGCAUCAAGCCUACGCAAGCAACCUCAUCAUUGGAGAGCGCAUGGUACCCCACGUCUUCGUGAGAGCGGCAGAUGCCCGGCCCUACGAGAUACAGGAUCUCCUCCCGGCAGACACGCGCUUCAAGAUCCUCGUGUUCACGGGAGACAUCCGCGACAAACUACAACCUGACCGCGUGACGAAGCUCGCCGCAGACAUGGAGCAGCCGAAUGCAUUCCUCAAGCGCUUCUCGAAAGGUGGCAUCGACAGUGUCUUCGAUAUCCUGUGCAUCAACGCCGGUAAGAAAGGAUCUCUGAAUUAUACCGAUUUUCCGGCAUUGUUGCGGCCGCAUUGGUCAAAGGUCUUAGUGGACGACACGGACAUGUACGGACGAGUAGGUGGCGGAGGGUACGAGAAGUAUGGUAUUGAUCUCCGAGGGGUGAUCGUCGUCGUGAGGCCGGAUGGUUUCGUUGGCAUGGUUGCUCCCUUCGAGGAGCUCGAGGAUAUAGCUUCUUAUUUCGCCUCGUUCAUGCAUGCGUCGUAGUGAGUUCGCGACUUGUAUGGAUUGUUAAGUCAUGAGGAGUCGUUGAUGUUGUCGCUCCGAGGACCUUACGUUCCUUGGGAGAACCAACUCUCACUUCGUACCCGUCGUGUACCGUGAUCAUUAUCCUGGGACGGAUUGUGACGAUUGUAUUGUACUCAAAUACUUCAACUGUUGCACUAUAUUGCCUAACUCUGAAUCUC
Laetiporus sulphureus 93-53 is the source of this 2123-nucleotide messenger RNA. RefSeq lists its product as uncharacterized. The coding region runs from base 52 to 1923 and encodes 623 amino acids. The transcript is spliced from 14 exons. Gene Ontology annotation, molecular function: FAD binding. Lineage: Eukaryota; Fungi; Basidiomycota; Agaricomycetes; Polyporales; Laetiporaceae. The record is from RefSeq and is a predicted model, not a curated record.